UUGGAGAGCAGCUCCCAGGGAGGUGGAAAGAGGGAAAAAGCUUUCAGCCAGGGCUUUUGCUUUCUUCCUGGGAUGCUGAGAGAAACCAUAAGAGGGAUGCAAAAAAAGGGUAGGGAAGAGUGUGACAAAGGAAUCAGGAAGACAGAAGCAAUGUAGAGAGUGAGGUUUCAUCAUAUAAGUGGUUUAUUUUCAUUCUAGCACUUUUUCUGAUUAAGGGGUGGGACUCUGAGCUGGGAGGCUUGGCUAAAAGCUCGGAGCUCCACUUUCAGGAGCACUUUGUAAGACCAGCUUCCAGUGUGUUGGAGAGGACUUGUGGUGCCAGCAACCCGACUGCUUUGAGGCUGAGUGAAGUCUUGGCGGCAAGAUUCGAAACAGACACACCAAUCAACAUGAGCACAGCAGGAAAAGUUAUUAAAUGCAAAGCAGCAGUAAUGUGGGAAGCCAAUAAAUCAUUUAGUAUUGAGGAAGUGGAAGUGGCCCCACCAAAAGAACAUGAAGUUCGCAUAAAGAUCAUGGCCACAGGGAUCUGUCGCUCUGAUGACCACGUGAUAACUGGUGCACUGGUUAUGCCUUUUCCAAUAAUUCUUGGGCAUGAAGCAGCUGGUGUUGUGGAGAGUGUUGGGCAGGGAGUGACUUCGUUCAAACCAGGAGACAAGGUUAUUCCACUCUUUAUUCCACAGUGUGGGGAGUGCAAGAGUUGCUUAGGCACCAAGGGUAACCUGUGCAAUAAAAAUGACCUUGCUUUGGGUGGUGGAUUAAUGCCUGAUGGCACCACUAGAUUCACCUGCAAAGGAAAAGCAAUUCACCAUUUUCUUGGUACAAGUACCUUCACUGAGUACACAGUAGUGCAUGAAUCUGCUGUAGCCAAAAUCGAUUCCGCCGCUCCUCUGGAAAAAGUUUGUCUAAUUGGCUGUGGAUUUUCAACUGGUUAUGGGGCUGCUCUGCAGACUGCCAAGGUGGAACCAGGCUCCACCUGUGCUGUCUUUGGCCUUGGAGGAGUUGGCCUCUCCGUUAUCAUAGGCUGCAAGGUGGCUGGAGCUUCCCGCAUCAUUGCCGUGGAUAUCAAUAGUGACAAGUUUGCCAAGGCCAAGGAGCUGGGAGCCACCGACUGUGUCAACCCUAAAGAUUUCCAGAAGCCCAUUCAUGAAGUGUUGAUGGAAAUGACCGGCCAGGGUGUGGAUUACUCCUUCGAGGUCAUCGGCCGCACGGAUACCAUGACCGCAGCCUUGGCCUGUUGCCAGUAUAACUACGGAGUCAGUGUGAUUGUGGGAGUGCCCCCUGCAGCACAAAAGAUCACUUUUGAUCCCAUGCUUCUCUUCACUGGUCGCACCUGGAAAGGCUCUGUCUUUGGAGGCUGGAAGAGUAAAGAUUCGGUCCCUAAGCUGGUUGCUGACUACAUGAAUAAAAAAUUUGUUCUGGAUCCAUUAAUAACCCACAAACUUCCUUUCACAAAAAUCAAUGAAGGAUUUGAUCUGCUGAGGACAGGGAAGAGUAUUCGCAGUGUCCUGAUGUUUUAGGAUUCUCCAAUGUUAAGCAGCAGAUGGUUCAGCACUAGUACAAACUUUACCAUCCUCCAAUACAACUGAUAUGAAAUACAAACCAAGACAUUCCUGAAAGGUCUACCACCACCAUCCUUGAAUAAAAGGAUCAGGCUCGAACUCCACACUUCAAGCACAACAUUUAUAAAUGAAAUAAUCUUUUUCUUUCUACCUCCUUCUCUUCAUUCUUGUUUUAAAUCUUCUACAUUGUGCUGUAAUUUUUUAAUAGCCAGUUAUGAGUUACAGAACUUGCUGCUGCCACAGGUGUUAUAAAAAUGUUGAGUUUUUUAAAUUACUUAUAAUAUACAAUCUUUUAAUAAAAUAAAAAUUAAGAAAACAGGGCUUCCGUAACACUGCAAGCUUAAGAGACUUGUGCACGCAGUUCAGUACAGUAAAACAGUUAGAACUAUGUAUCCAUCCUGAAUGACUUUAGCAUUCCAGUGCCUGAUAGGCAAGGAAAUUACUGCAGAAAUUAAAAUUUAUGGUGACCAUGUGUUCUUGUUAAUAAUUUCAGUAAAUGAUAUUUAAGUAAAUCACAGACUUAGGUACUGAAGAAUGUCUCACCACUGGAUAUUUUAGCAAAUUAACACUUCCAGACAUCUUAUGUAAAACUGCUGUGGUGGUGUUCUGUAUUGUGGUUUGUCUUUGGUGGGUUUUGUUGUUUUUUUUUCCUUUACCUUUGUGCCUCUUUCUUGGCGUUGUUUUAGUUGUUGAUCAGUAUGGGUUUAGAUCUUUGGCCAGUUUAUACAAGUGCAUCUGAUGUUUGGGAAACAAUGUGAAGAAAUAUGAAUGUGCAUCAAA
Pipra filicauda (Wire-tailed manakin) is the source of this 2339-nucleotide messenger RNA. RefSeq names its product alcohol dehydrogenase 1. The transcript is spliced from 9 exons. Gene Ontology annotation, cellular component: cytosol. Bases 390 to 1517 code for a protein of 375 amino acids. Gene Ontology annotation, biological process: retinoic acid metabolic process; retinol metabolic process. Gene Ontology annotation, molecular function: all-trans-retinol dehydrogenase (NAD+) activity; zinc ion binding. The record is from RefSeq and is a predicted model, not a curated record. Lineage: Eukaryota; Metazoa; Chordata; Aves; Passeriformes; Pipridae.